Stegastes partitus (bicolor damselfish) is the source of this 1311-nucleotide messenger RNA. The record is from RefSeq and is a predicted model, not a curated record. NCBI's taxonomy places the organism in Eukaryota, Metazoa, Chordata, Actinopteri, Pomacentridae.
AUGAGUCCAGAGUCAGCGGCACACUUUAGACCUGCAGCCGUGCAGCUGUGCAGCUCAGCCUGUAUCCCCAGUGUUCCCAGUGUCCCCAGUAUCCCCAGUGUCCCCAGUGUUCCCAGUGUCCCCAAUAUCCCCAGUGUUCCCAGUGUCCCCAGUAUCCCCAGUGUUCCCAGUGUCCCCAGUGUUCCCAGUUUCCCCAGUAUCCUCAGUGUUCCCAGUGUCCCCAGUAUCCCCAGUGUUCCCAGUUUCCCCAGUGUCCCCAGUGUUCCCAGUAUCCCCAGUAUCCCCAGUGUUCCCAAUGUCCCCAGUAUCCCCAGUGUUCCCAGUGUCCCCAGUAUCCCCAGUGUUCCCAGUGUCCCCAGUGUUCCCAGUAUCCCCAGUGUCCCCAUUAUCCCCAGUGUUCCCAGUGUCCCCAGUGUUCCCAGUUUCCCCAGUGUCCCCAGUGUUCCCAGUGUCCCCAGCAUCCCCAGCAUCCCCAGUGUUCCCAGUAUCCCCAGUGUUCCCAGUGUCCCCAGUUUCCCCAGUGUCCCUAGUGUUCCCAGUAUUCCCAGUGUCCCCAGUAUCCCCAGUUUCCCCAUGUUCCCAGUGUCCAGUAUCCCCAGUGUUCCCAGUGUUUCCAGUGUCCCCAGUGUCCUCAGUAUCCCCAGUGUUCCCAGUGUCCCCAGUGUUCCCAGUAUUCCCAGUGUCCCCAGUGUCCCUAGUGUCCCCAGUGUUCCCAUGUUUUCCAGUAUCCCCAGUGUUCCCAGUAUUCCCAGUGUCCCCAGUAUCUCCAGUGUCCCCAGUAUCCCCAGUAUCCCCAUUGUUCCCAGUGUCCCCAGUGUUUCCAGUGUCCCCAUUGUUCCCAGUGUUCCCAGUUUCCCCAGUGUCCCCAGUGUCCCCAGUAUCCCCAGUGUUCCUAGUAUCCCCAGUGUUCCCAUUUUCCCCAGUGUCGUCAGUGUUCCCAGUAUCCCCAGUGUCCCCAUUGUUCCCAGUGUUCCCAUAUCCCCAGUGUCCCCAGUGUUCCCCAUGUCCCCAGUGUUCCCAGUGUUCCCAAACAAGUCCAGAAGUUUGACCCUGUUUGCUGUGAAGAGCAGCAGUGUUUAUUCUCCUCUAGUCCUCGUUGGCACCAGGACCAGGUCUGCUGCAGUAAACGGAUCCGUGUGUCCUUGGUUCUGGAUUACAGACAGAAAGCGUCCGGCUGCUGCCUCCCAGCUGUCGGAUAUUUCUGUGUCCUUACGUCACAUCGGCGCUACGACAGGAAUCCUGGACCUGCUCUCAGAUAUUCAUGUUGAAGAGAAGAAGCGUCGCUGGUUCGCUGAGUUCAGUCGACCUUGA